Amoebophrya sp. A25 is the source of this 5590-nucleotide messenger RNA. Lineage: Eukaryota; Dinophyceae; Syndiniales; Amoebophryaceae. The record is from the annotation of a GenBank genome assembly.
GAACUCAGGAGGGCGGCUACACCAAUUCGACAAACUUCUCUGUUUCGAGUUUUUUUCAAGAAGGGUCUGCGGAACGCGGCAACUCACUGGCGACGUCGCGCGUGAAAGAUGCGAGUCUCGAAAACGUAACGUCUACUCCUGUUAACGGUACAGGAAGCAGCGAUGCGAGUCUACAAAACGUAACCUCUACUCCAACUCCUGUUAACGGUACAGCUACUACAAGCAACAGCACGAGUAACGCGUCGUCGUCAAAUAACAUGAAUGCGACAAAUGCAACGAACAGCACACCUUCUUCAAACGCUACAAAUUCAACGAAUAGCUCAACGAGUAGCAGCUCAAGCGAACAAGACGCAACGACUCCACCACCUGAUGAAGUCGACGAGAUGUUGCACCUUUUAUUGUGGAAGCCGAGCGACGUUGAGCGAGCACACCUGGCAGCACAUAAACGCGUGAUCUUCCUCAAACACAAUCGCAAAGUGAUUAUUACGGGAACGGCUAUUUAACGUAGAAUAAACAUAAAGUUCAUUAGCAUUUUUACUUUGAACUUGAAGCGCAUUUCCAAGAUGAACCUCACUCGUGGCAUACUUGACUUCUUAUGCUUAUCCUUUCACCGUAUAACUGAGGGAGAAAGCAGGUCGUGAUGCCAACAGAUGCUAGGUGAAUGAAGACAUGAGAAGCGCUACUGUAGUCCUAACUACUGUGUUCUGAUCUUAGUGGCUGAUGUGGUAGUUGAUGUUCUGUUCUGACUCUUACUGUCGCUGUCCUGACUCUGACUGUAGUGGAUGUGGUAGUUGAUGUUCUGUUCUUACUCUUACUGUGCUGACUGCGCUGGAGGCAGUGGCAGUUGUUCUCUAAUCCUAAUGGCGGCCGCCUGGGAACCACCACGUCUACAUCAACUACAACGACGAUAAGCACGACGACGACCACAGUCUCAACGACAACCGUGACCCCAGAGUGGGGCGACUUAGCUGGACACAAAAGUGACGAGGCGGUGCCGAUUACUAUCUCGGUAAGGCUCCCGGAAUGGGAAACGGCGCCGCUUGUUGAACGCCCAGUGCCACUCGCGGAAGCCCUCAUCUCUGCCAUGAACGUUUAUGCUGAGGCAGUGAGGAAAGUUCAAGAGCAUACGAAAGAAGAGCAGGCGCCGAGCUCCUUUGCUUCGAUCAUGCAUGACGUCGAUGGGCCAACGUGGUCCUCCUCUUUGACUGCAACUACUAGUUUUCAUGACGACCGCAGCAGCAAGCGUGCCACCAGAGGAAGUCGAAGAAGAGGCAGAGGAAGGAGGUUGAUGCAGGAAGAAGAGGAAGAAGAGUCCUCCAGUUCUGAUGAUAGAAGUGCAGGAAGUAGAAGAGAAGCUGACAAACUGAUGCGCCGCGCAGACGCAGAAAAACAGCACAGGUGGCAGAGAGACGAGGUGGGCCCAGAAGAGUGGCAGAGUGCGCUUGAAAGAAGAACAAGACGGAGACGGAGCCUCGCCAGAAGGCGCAAUACUACUUCCUCGUCGCAAACCAUUAUCGUUCCAGCUGCUGGAAAAGUUGUGGCAAUGACGGAGGAGUCCGCAGCGGCCUCGUCAAAUGUAACUGAUGAAAACGUCGAUGCCGACAGUGAACAAGCGACGACGGAAGGGCCCUCAAGCUCAACAACGGUUAGUAUGUCCAAGCUAAACCCGGUUCAACUUCCAAAGCAUUACAAUAAGUACAUGCGGCUCAGUUUUAGGAUCAAGUCGGGCGCGACUGCAAGUGCGCUCGUUUCUGCAGACGGGACACAGCUCACGAGUGCUGCGCGGGAUCUUCUACAGUCGGAAAAAGUGCGGGAGUUUUUAGAGAAAAGAGUGAGCGCAGCCGAAUUUCUUUCCAGUAGAAACUCGACAUUCGGCACAAGUCUGAAAAGCGCGGAGGAACUGAUUACUUCCCUAGCCGCAGACAUCAACGUAGAACCUGGCUCCUCAUCUUUUGUGCCAACGAUGGAGGAAGCUAGUGGUGAGCUUGGCGCCAUAGCAGCUAUAGACUCAGAUGCAAGCUCAGCGAGUGCGAGCUCACUUUUACAAGUUGAUCUACUUCAACAAGAACACGCAGGAGGAGCAACAGAAAAGAGUAGAAGAAGAAAGCGAGAGCAGGCGUCAUCUUCUACAACUAGAGAAGCUCUGCUAGUAGAACAAACAUCAAGCAACAUGGCUUCCUCAGCGUCUAGAAGUUAAGGGUUCUCCGAAUUACAUCUCUCACUACCAUACUUGGCUCCUUUACCUUUCCAAGGGGAAAAUAGGCCAAGGAUGUUCUGAAGAAUGCAACUCGGCAACCUCUAAGGAAGAGCUGAAAGCGCUUCGUCCUCCAGAGCUGAAGCGGGUUCGAGAACAAGAAGUCGCAAUAUUAAUGGAGAAGAGAAGGUUUUCUCCACUGACUAUUUUCCCUUCGUGUCUGGUCUCUACUGGCUUUUUGUUCUGGGGUUUCAGUCGAUUACAGUCGGGGGCGAGAUGGGAGGCAGCUUCGUCCUACAGUUACGAAUGAUUUUUUUUACGCCUUCUAUACUCGGGACGGGUUCUUGUGAUGUCGUCGUAGUUGUUUACCCUUAGUGCUCUCUAGUUAUUUUUUCCAAAAACUUUAAUGAUCAGUUUCAAGAGAAAGUAAAUCUGUCAGACAGAGCAGGAGCAAACUCGUCGCCCAAAUCCAAAAGGCAUGUCCAAAUCCUUCAGUAUCUGUAUCUACAACUCUGUUUUUUUUUGGAAUUUUCUAAACAAUGAGGUACCGACUACGUGCCCUGACAAGCUGGUGAACUUGGAAGCGAUCGCUCACAAUCGCAGGUGUCUUCUUGAUUGCGUCUUUCUUUUCCUCUUCUGUGGGCAGAUGGCUCUUGCAAGUUAAGAAAGAGCUCGGUCAUGAUCACAUUCAGACUCUGUCUCAACGCAAAAAAAAAAAAAAUACGGGUGCUACGGACACCAGCACUAUCAGGGGCAUACACAUGACAUGGGUUUUCGAUUUACUUCCAUGCGUUUUUGCAUUUCUUCACCUUCAAGGACAUGGUGAUGGUUCUUGUCCGUUAUUUUUCAGCAUUUAGGUAUGAGUAUGUGAAUGCUGCUGUUACUACUACUGUUCGUGUCAGAAGAGAUGUCUCUUGAGCUUCAUCAUAUUCUUGCAUCGCUCAAAGAGCCAAGUUUUUUGCGUUAUUCCCUAGCAGAGCCAGAGUCUGCUACUAACUAGGAGAAAGAAGAGCAGCUCCUUCUAACGUUCCCAUAUCUUCCGGUAUGCAGCGAAAUACUACUGGUACAAGAAGCCUGAUUGGCGGCCGUAUUUGUGUUAUAUUUUAUGUUCAUGUGCAUGUUGAUGUGCUUUUUUCCAUUUAUCAGAGGACGCAGACCAUUUCGAGGCUACGCUUUAUUUAAUCUAUAAAGGAAUACGCUCAAAAAUAAUUACGCUCAACAAGUAGGGGAAGAACAAAGAAAGUCUAGCCGUGAACGUGAUGGUCUGUCAACUAGUUGUCCCUGGAGGAUGAAAAAGUAGCAUCCUCUUCCAUAUCCUUUUCCGUACGCGACAGCGACUCUGCGUGCUGAAGAUGAGGAGUUUGAGCAGCGUGUGAAUGAGGAGAUGCAUAUCUUCGAGUUGUCGCUGGACCAUAAGUACAGCCACUUACAAACGCAGGCUAGUGCAGAAACACUGGAUGAGGAGGAAUGGGCUGAAGAGGAGUGGACGAUGUACGAAGAAGACGAAGUGCCAGAUGGUGUCAGCCUUAUGGCUCCUGUUGUAUUGUGGAUAUUUUGACUUUGCUGAGCUAUGACGUGGUCUCCUUCGCCUUCUGGCGAUGGACAGAUCAUAAGGAAAAGCUGCUCCACCUCCAGUAUUCUUGUAUCUCUUGCACCACAACUUGCACCACCUCUUGCUAGGCACAUUCAUUCAUUCACUCGCUCACUCAUUCAUAUCUCAAAAGUAAGAGGACUCAAAAGAAUUUAUUAUAAAUGUAUCAAGAAACUCGCUCGUCCUCCUCCUCCUGCGCGUCUAAGCCUAAGGCAAUAGAAAAGCGAGCGAAGAAAGGAAAAAAUAAGUCUACGUCGAAGUUCAAUGCCGCGUCCACGACAGCUUCCACGAAAAACGGGACUGCAUCAAGUGGAAACCUGCCGAGUGCAGGUUUCAACGGAGGGUCAGCCUUAUUUUCUGGCUCAAAAACAACUACGGGGGCAGAAGGUAGCACCACAGCUGCGGGAGGAGGAUCAGCAGUACCGGGAGGACUAGGCGGGAAUAGCUUUUUCUCUUCAAAGAUUGCAAAAUCAGCAAGCGCAAACCAGGAUGAGAAGGAAGAACGAAUGAGUAGCGCAGUCGUGGGCGGCGCUAACGCCAACCCGUCAGGCUUUUUUAAUUCAGGCUUCAACAAUUCAGCCCUGAAUAGGUCUGGAGCUCCGUGACGAAGCGCGUGUUUGACUCCUUUUAAUCUGUAAAAAUGCUAACGCUAAGGAAUGGGUUCUCCUGCAGACGAAUUCAAGUUGGGUAUGGGCUAUAUUUAGCGUUGGCUUACUACUACUAGGAGGGUUCGUUUUUUUUUUUGGGUUUGUUAAGCCCAAGUCUGUGUGACUGAGUGCUCGUUUUUUUUUCUGUGGCUGGGUCGGGUCUACUUGGCCAUCUGCUCCUGUAGUUUAAUUUAGAACCUCUAACUACCGUGUAGCUAAAAAUAUUCCAUUGUAUGGCACCCCGGUGGCUGCUCAUUAACGCUUUUAGAUCAAAAGCAAAACGUAUACUAGAAUGAAAUUUCGUGUCACCAUUCGUUGCUAGGACAAGAUGACUACCAGAGACGACUAACUGACUGAUUUUCAUACUCGUAAGUUUGUUCUUCUUUAUUAAGUUUCUCGGAUACGCUUGUUCAUUUUCAACUUCUUAUUUACUUCAUCAAUGCCGUUUUUAUUCAAACGACAGACGGAGACGCUGACCCACUUCCUUGAAACACGCAGCACUGAAACUGAUCUCUUCAAAAUUAACUUUUUUUCCUAUAUACGACUAAAACUAAUAGCGAAAUAGAAAACAUCAUUGGCUCAAUGUGAGUUAGAAUCUAGAUAAGCAACAGCAAAGACACCUGAUACCUACGGUAGGUAGUUUUUCUUUUUCAUGUUUUUGACUUCCUUAGUCCACACUACUGGGGUCGCUACCGAACCAGGCAGCCUUGAGUUGCUACGUGGUUCGAGUGAAUGAAUAUGUGAAUAAUUAUACAUAGAUGCGGCCACUCAUUUCUACUGGUAUGGAAUUUCAUCUUUGCUUCAAAUAUUAUACUUACUUUUUUCAUGUAAAAAGAAGUUCUUCCUCGAUUGAAGAGGCGCACACUGCUCUGACGAGUAUUUGAUCUUCUCUUUCGAUUAUUGGCUUUCGUGUUAAAGAUCCGAACGUUUAUGUGAUUUUCUAAAUCUUUCUCUGUUCAGCUUCAAGUUCAAGAUAUGUAUCUCGAAUCCUGAAGAAAUAAAGGUGCUGGAAAAAGCAUCAUGAAUUUUCAAAAACCCUCAUGUGUAAAUGCAAAGAAAUUCAUGAUGUGAUUUUCCUGUAUACCAUAGUACUAGAUGGUGCUAAAAGCGUUGACGAGUAAGUCAAAGUGCUGUACCUCUCGCAGCCGUGGACGACAU